Messenger RNA from Candidula unifasciata, 2304 nucleotides. The record is from the annotation of a GenBank genome assembly. Lineage: Eukaryota; Metazoa; Mollusca; Gastropoda; Stylommatophora; Geomitridae.
AUGACACUUUAUCUUCAAGGUUGUCUGACGGAGGACGGGGAGAGCAUCUUGUGUCCCUUGUCAUCCAGUGUUAUCUUGUUCUUUAUCCGCUACUGUCAGACCAAUCAGUUUGAGCUUGUGUUUGUUCCAGACAGUGCUGGCAGUAUCAAUAUGUGCUGCUCUUUCCAGAGAAAUAUACUCUCAGGGCUGUCUGUGAGGUUCACCCCAUGGACUGAGGUUCCCAGUGUGGUCAGAAAUGUUUUGCCGCCAUCCCUGCAUCAGCCAGAGCUGUCUCUUGUGCGAUCAGGCAUGUGUGUGUUGCUGCGUCACAUAAUCAGAGAGUCGGACACCUUCUCACCCGAUCUCCAUUUGAUUGAUCUGCUGGGCUUUCGACAAGGCAGCAUGCGGAUGUGUUCAGAGGUGUCAGGUUUCACCAAGCUGUGUGAAGUGGAGCUCCCGGAUUCUGUAUCACAGUUUGUUUCUACACUCAGGACUCUGUUCCUAGAAAAAGCAGAUGGUGGUGAGAGUUCUGGGUCAAGGCAAGUCAUCCUUCCAAGUGCCUUAAUCAAACUUGAUGACCACUUUCGCAAGAAUUGCAGAGUCCACAAUGACAACAAGAGACGGCGAGAGGAACUGUCUAAACUAAAAAACUAUCUCAGAAAGGUCUCUUCCAGUAAAGUAACAAAUGCCACUAAUAUUCCACUGUAUAACAUCGCGGGAAGAGACCCAAUGUUUAUUGAAACUUGUGAAGAACAACUGAGUUUACAGAAAUGUCUGUCACUUGAGGAUAGUUGCUGCAAAUCAAGCGAACAUUCCACAGACCUCUGCCCAAAUGAAGAAUCAUUCAAUAUCAGAUUAGACGUGCUGUCACAGACAGAUUCUUGGCUGCAGAUAGAUCAUGUGACGCAGCUGCACCACGGCAUCCAUAGACUGAAAGUGGAUAAACAUUUUGACGUUUCAUCUGUGAGACUGAAUGCAGGAAAUGAUGGUGCUGGUAAGACAAUACAGGACUGGCAGAAGGUAGAGUUUACUACUGUGAUGACUGCAUCAGGCUGCCUGAAGGGUUCAAACAGGAACUCAACAUUCAAUGCUGCGGUACUAACAGAUAUCUCAGAACUGGUUGACCAGCUAACACACCUUGAUAUUCAGUACGAACAUACAUAUUCUGAGGGAGUGGAGAUGACCCUGGCAGAUCUGAUUCUGUAUGUCUAUACAUACCAUCUGCUGGAAGCUCUACAUUUCAGAAGUGCCCUAUUGGUUGACCACAUACCUAGCGUUCUUCACUGGGUUGAUCACAUGACUUCCUUAGCAACAGUCGUCAAAGCAGGUCAAAGAUCAGGGUGGGACAUGGAGAGACUUCUUGUUGGACUAGGCACAGGUUUGACUAAAGAUGGCACAGACAAGAUCUCUGGUUGUUUGAAUCACAGCAGGGAGAUUGUGUUUGUGAAAGAGCCUGAACUUCCGCAAGAUGCAGAGGAGGAUGAAAUGGAACUGAGUCGCUGUGCCAGAAUGAAACACAAGGCUCUGAAACCAGAUGUCACCGAGGCUCUGCAGAAAUUUGAGCUGGCUAAUCUCAGGCCAGUGAUAGGGAGCCACCCAUGUGGAGCUGAUGUUGGGAUCACCUGGGACCAUCUGCCUGCAGGGGUCCACCCCAGAGAAGGUGAUGUCCCCAAGAGCCGGACAGAGAGGAAGUGUCAGCAGCUGGAAAACCUGGUCACGGCUGUGCAGACGUUGUACACACCUGGCGAUGUCCUUGUCGACUUCUGUAGUGGAGGGGGACAUUUGGGCAUCAUAUUGGCUUACUUGUUGCCAGAUUGCCAGGUGUAUCUGGUAGAGAACAAAGAGGAGUCGCUACUGAAGGCCUGUUCCAGGCUUCAUGCUCUAGCACUCACAAACGUCACCAUGUACCAGUGUAAUCUGGACUACUUUAUCGGAACAUUUGAUGUGGGGGUUUGCCUGCAUGCCUGUGGAUCUGCCACUGACAUGGUCUUACAACUGUGCCUUGACUGCCAGGCCUCGUUUGUCAUCUGUCCCUGUUGCUAUGGCAGCAUCCAGAAAACACACUUGUUGUCUUACCCUCAAAGCCAGCAGUUUGUGGAUGCAGGCAUCUCAUACAAGGACUUCUUGACUCUAGGACAUGCAGCAGAUCAGACAGAGUUCAACAUUGCUUUAGAGGCACAAGGUCGGCUGUGUAUGAAUCUGGUGGAUACCGACAGGGCCGAGCAUGCCCGAGAGGUGGGCUACUUGGUGACCCUGUGCAUGUUGACGCCGCCAGCUUGCUCUCCGAAGAACAAUCUUUUGCUUGGGACAACACGUCAGCGGUGA